Molecule: messenger RNA, 2865 nt
Organism: Oldenlandia corymbosa var. corymbosa
Lineage: Eukaryota; Viridiplantae; Streptophyta; Magnoliopsida; Gentianales; Rubiaceae
Source: the annotation of a GenBank genome assembly
CUUUCCUUAACAGUUUUUUCCACCAAGAUUUCAUGCCCAUGUCUUCUUCUUAUGCCUUUCUCUUAUAAAGAAUCCAGAAUGUUGCCUGGAAGACAACUGAUCAUUUUUUAGUUGUCUGUACCUCAGGCAGCCGGAGAAGGCCGGGCAAGCAAUCUUGGUGGCGGCGGUGGUGGUGCCCUUAAGAAACAAAAACAAAAAUAAAAUCAUAAUUCAUCAUCAUCGUCGUCAUCAUCAACCAUCAUGCCGAACAAGAACUUUUUGGGUAAUCCGACGACUUUUAGCCUGGAUGGAGUUAUUCAUGACAGGCCAGGGCAAUCUCAUACCUGUUACCUUACGAAUGCGACUUUGGACCAUGGAAUGUGGACGGAUAUUAAUCCAUUGAGCAGGAAACUCCCUAUGUUCGUCAUUCAACUUAUUAUUGUCAUGACCAUAACUCGACUCCUCCUCCUCCUCGCGAAACCUCUUCGUCAACCUCCUUUUGUAGCAGAGUAUUUGGCUGGUCUAGCGAUCGGGCCAUCAUUGUUGUACAUUUUGCCCGGGUUUCUUGCUGGCCCUCUAAGGAAAUUCAUCCUCAACACAGUCUUUGCCGUCCCUCGGGUUAUGAUGAUGGAGACAGUUGCAAAUUUAGGGCUCAACUAUCACCUGUUCUUCCUUGGAUUAGAGAUGGACUUAACUGCGCUAACACGAGUUGGAAACAAAGCUUUAAGCAUUGGCGUAUCGGGAUCUUUGUUCUCCUUCGUGGUUGGUGCUGCAUUCUACUAUUUUGGUUUCAAUCGGUACAAAGAAAACUUCGCUUUGGGUUGCCUUUUCUGGGGUUCCGUCCUGUCAGUCACAGGCCUACAAACAGUUGGCGAUUUGCUCGUGAAGUACAAACUCCUCCAUUCCGAAUUUGGGAGAGUCAGUUUGUCUUCAGCAUUGGUUAACGGAGUUGUUUCUUGGAUACUUCUCCUGAUUUGCGCCUCAAUGACGAGUAGCGGUCAGAUGUUCUUCCUGUCGUUGUGGAUGGGACUUGUGUUAGCCGGUUUUUUCUUCUACGCGGUCAGGCCAGCAAUCUUAUGGGCGAUCAGACAAACUCAAGAAGGCGAAGAGUUCAGCGAAUCCACCGUCUGUGUUACGCUGACCAUGGUUUUGUUCUGUGGCUUGUUGACUGAUAUAUGUGGCCUCAGUUCCUUGUAUGGUGCAUUUGUGUUUGGGCUGAUCAUACCAAAGGAGGUUCUAGGGCAGAGAUUUCUUAUGGUGCUUCAAGGUUUUGUCUCAGAUUUGUUAUUACCUUUGUACUAUGCUAGUGUAGGGAUGAGAGCUCAUCUGGAUAGUUCAGUGCUUCCUAAAUCAGGGGAUUGGUUGGUGGUUCUUCAAGUCAUCUUUCUAGCUUUUCUGCCCAAACUCACCACAACUUUGGCUGUUUCUUAUGUCUACAAAAUCCCUUUUAGAGAAGGAAUAGCCAUUGGAGUCCUCAUGAAUGCCAAAGGCCUUGUUGCUCCCAUCGCCUUAACUUGGGGGCGCGACCAUUUGGCACUGGAUGAGCAUGGAUAUGCUAUGAUGAUAUUGCCAAUAGCAAUAAUGACAAUGGUAGCAUCACCAAUCUUGGGGUAUCUUUACAAACCAAAACGACAUUUCUCACCAAGCAAACAUAGGGCACUUCAGAAACUCAAACCCGAUGCCGAGCUUCGAAUUCUCGCUUGCAUCCACGAACUCCAAAGUGUUCCUGGCAUCACGGCCCUGAUCGAAGUUGCCAAUGCGACGAGAAGAUCGCCGAUUUGUUUAUUCGCGCUCCAACUGAUCCGCCUCGCGAAACACACGACGGCGCUGCUGAUCGAACACGGCCCCUGCGGUGGCACCAGCGGCUAUCAGAACAACCGAAGAAUCGACGGGCAAACUGACCAAAUGAUUGCCGCCUUCGAAAUUCUGGAGCAAGAAAACAACUUCAUUUCGGCUCAGCCGCUCACCGCCAUGUCGGAUUACGCGACGAUGCACGAAGAUGUUUGCACGAUCGGGGAGGAGAAACGGGUCAGCCUCAUCGUCUUACCGUUUCACAAGCGUCAAACGGUUCAUAACCGAAUGGAAGAUGUCAACCCGGCUCACAAAGAAAUAAACGAGAACAUACUAACAAAUGCGCCUUGUUCAGUCGGGAUCCUCGUGGAUCGCGGGUUCGGGUUGUAUUCGAAGAGAGAAUCCGAAGCUGAGACUGACACAUUAAUCCGAGUCUGUAUGCUAUACAUUGGCGGACGCGACGACAGAGAAGCACUCACCUUCGCUUCGCGAACCAUCGCGAAUCCAAAGGUGUUGUUAACCGUGAUUCGGUUCACCCGUGGUGGCAAAAAUGUAGAGGAAAACGGCAAGAAUAAUAAUAAUAACAAUCAAGUCAAUGCAGUAAAACUAGACAUCGAAACCGAACAACAACAGGAUGAGGAAUUCAUUCAUGAGUUCAGGCAGAGAAACAUGGACAGAGAAAACUUGAGAUACUUGGAGAAAGAGUCGCAAAACGGGGCGGAAACCGUCACGAUAAUGAAAUCGGUGGCGGAAAGCUUUGAUGUGUUUAUAGUAGGGAGAGGGUUGGGGAUGACGUCACCCUUAACCGCAGGGUUAGAAGAUUGGAGUGAGUACCCAGAAUUGGGAGCCAUUGGGGAUCUUCUGAUAUCAUCAGAUUUUCCUUCAACAACAUCUGUGUUUGUAGUGCAACAGUAUCUUGGGACGACUUCUGAUCAUAAAAAGGAUGAUCAGGAUGCAUCAGUCAAAGGAAAUACUGUUGUUGCUAAUAAUAAUAAUGUAAAGGCAGACAAAGAGUUGGAUGAGAUCAAUCCUUGAUAAAUAUGGUUGAAUUUACCAUGAUUUUUUUUUUUUUUUGGUUCAAAUUUUCUGUUUGCA